This is a messenger RNA of Rhea pennata, 2908 nucleotides long. RefSeq names its product retinoic acid induced 2 (gene RAI2). Gene Ontology annotation, cellular component: nucleus. Gene Ontology annotation, biological process: animal organ development. The record is from RefSeq and is a predicted model, not a curated record. The transcript is spliced from 2 exons. The coding region runs from base 289 to 1950 and encodes 553 amino acids. Lineage: Eukaryota; Metazoa; Chordata; Aves; Rheiformes; Rheidae.
AGCGGGACGCGGUGCCGGGCAGGGCGGGCGGCUCGUCCCCAGCGCGGGGCGGCGGCUGACAGGCGCGGGCGGCGGCUGCGCCCUGGCAGCGGCAGCAGCAGCAGCAGCAGCAGCAGCAGCAGCAGCAGCAGCGGUCCAUGGAGCCCAGCUAGGGGCUCCCGCACCCUCCACCGGCGGCCGGAGGCCAAAUUAUGUCUGUGCAGAUGCUUCUGGCAGCACGGAGCCACUGCGGGUCCUGGUGACAGCAAUGUAAACUUGGAGCCUGCGGAGCCUCACGAGCCCUGCAAAAUGGAGGAGCUGUACAAGGAUGCCCAAAACCUGCCCAUGGAUGUUACCAGCUCACCUUCCACGCUCGCCAACAACAAACUCGAAAACGGGGUCGCGCAGCUGAUAACGGCAGAGGCCUGGAACAUCAACUCGACGGACCUGAUGAAGAAGGCGCUUUCCCCGCUGGUGACGGUGCCGGCUCCGUCCAUCCUCACGCCGCCGGCCGAGUCGCAGAGCGGGGUGGCGCUCAAGGUGGCUGCCACCGUGCUGCAGCCCAUCUGCCUGGGGGACAGCCCCGUGGUGCUGCCCAUUCACCUGCAGGUCGCCGGCAGUGCCACGCCGCAGCUGGCGCCCAACGGCAGCACGCCCUACGUCAUGACCACCCAAGGCCCCGUCCCGCUGCCCGUCCUCCUGGAGCAGCACGUCUUUCAGCAUUUGAAUUCGCCCCUGGUGCUGCCGCCGGGCGCUCCCUGCGCCGCCAACCCUCUCCAUGGCAAUCUCUUCCAGGGCUCCUCCACCCCCGUCGGGCAGCCCCAGCUCCUGGAUCCGAAGCCUUCCAGCCAAGCCCCGGAGCCCGUCCUGCCACCUGUGUUUCAGACGCCUGGCUUCGCCGCCGUCCUGCAGGAUCUAUUUCCUUCGCAGGGCACCCUGGGCUCUGCCCCCUGCCAGCCGCCCCCCGACUACGCAUCCCUCCCGCCCCAGGCCUUCAGCUCGCCACUGUCGCCGCUGGUCCCGCCGGCCACUCUGCUGGUGCCGUACCCCGUGAUCGUGCCCCUGCCCGUCCCGGUGCCCAUCCCCAUCCCCAUCCCCAUCCCAGUGCCUCACAGUGCCGAAGCCAAGGUGGCCCCGGACUACCCCAAACCGCCGCUCUUCACCCCACAUUCCUGCAAAGGCACCCAGACCCCCCUGGAGAAAGAGGAAUCGAAGCCCUUCGACUUCAUCCACCAGCGUGAGUUUUCCCAGCUCAAUCGCCACACGGUCAUCAAGAUGAGCAACGAGAACGAGGCCCUGGACCUCUCCAUGAAGACGGCGCCCCUGCUCAAGGCCAGCGAGGCCAGCCUGCCGGUGCCGCCGGAAGACGGGGCGUUGGACCUGUCGUUGGCGUCGUGCCGCAAGAUGGGCAGUAGCGGGGGCCACGCUGAAGCAGCCGGUGCCAUCUGCUCUGGCUCCAUGCUGGACAGUGCCGUGCUGGACAAGCUCUCCAGUGUGACAACCCCCUUCACCUCUUCCAAACCACAUGAAACCUCAGCCAAGGUCGACGGCAGGAUCAUGGGUAACAGCUCAGCCGAGCUCCUGCGACAGCAGCAGAAGUGGCUGGUGGACCAGGCGGGCCGAACAGCCUGCGAGCCAAAGGCCGGCAAUAAUAUUGAGAUAGUAAGCACGUCACAGACAGCCAAAGUGAUAGUGUCCGUCAAAGAUGCUGUGCCCACUAUUUUCUGUGGCAAGAUCAAAGGCCUCUCGGGAGUCUCCACUAAAAACUUUUCCUUCAAAAGGGACAUGCCCCAGGACUCUGUGCUGCAGUGUUAUGACGUGAAGAACCAGCCGGAGCCUAGGGAUAAUGCAGAAGCUCUUAGGAAACCCGUAAAAAACAGGAGUGUAAAGUUAAAGAAAAUGAACUCGCCAGAAAUACAUAUUCUUCCAAUCAAAAAGCAACGGCUUGCUGCCUUUUUUCCAAGAAAGUAAAUUAUGGGUUUUUAGAAUUUUAAGAUUAUUAUGAAAAAAAAUAAUAAAAAGAUGCACUUGGUUUUAAACUCAUUUAAAACUUUAAACUAUCUUUGUAAGUUAUUUUUGGGGGAAGGGGGAGAGGAUCAGAUGUAGAUUCCUUAUAAGCUGGGCUUUUUUUCUUUUUUUUUGUUAUCGAAUUUUGACUUUUCAUGAAAAACUGAAUAAAAAGCAACCUAUUUUUCAAGCAGAUUGCACAUUUUGCAGCUUUAAUGGAAUAAUGGAUGCGUCCGAAGGGUAAGAGCUAUUUUCACUGCCAUAAAGUGCUUUGAUGAUGUAAUUCUUCAUAAUGGUUAGAAUGGAAAUUUCGAAAUAAAUGUUUGUAUGUGCUCAUUGGUUGCGGCAUUUUUGUCAUUUCUGAAUUGUUUUCAUUAUAUGGAAAAGGUUUGGCAAAAGUCUGUAAACUGUAAAGCACUACAACUGAUUUGUGAUGAUCCUAAAAUGUUAAGAUCACCAGGCUAAGAAAAAUUAUAUUGUCCAAUAGCACUAUCAGAGAGCGCUGCUGAACCGCCAGUAACGAUGUGCCUAAGCCAGCAUCUGUAAAAGUUGAGAGUCAGCAAGCAGUACAGCCCAGGGCACAGCUAAUGCCAGUUGCGUUACUAGAGACACAUAUGAAACAGUUUUAAAAUAUUAAGUAAUAUUAGCAAUUAUUUCCAAAAGAAAAACCCUAAAAGUCAGGGGAAUUCGGUGGCCCCGGGGGAGGAGGGGGGAGGGAGGAAAAAAAAUCGCAUAAUUUUUCCCAGCCUGACUAUAGAUAAAUGGAGAAGUUGUUCAUUGUUAGUUUUAUAAUUUUCUUUGAUGGCUGAAAACAGUGCACAUAAAAGAGUAGAACUAUGUAACUAUUACUUGACAGUGUACAAGCCACCCACAUAAAUGGAGAAAUGUGAAUGUAUACUUAAAAUAAAAGUUCUGGUAGGUA